Molecule: messenger RNA, 9042 nt
Organism: Pocillopora meandrina
Lineage: Eukaryota; Metazoa; Cnidaria; Anthozoa; Scleractinia; Pocilloporidae
Source: the annotation of a GenBank genome assembly
GGCAACUUGACGCGCUGUGGAGAAUUUCAACGCGAUCAUAAUUGUAAAUAUGGAGCGCGAGAAUGUUUUGAUAAAGCUCUUUAGUUUGUUUGAAAGUUUUAUUCAACAGGUAAAGUUUUCUGGGUGAUUUUCCUUCAAAUACACAUCGACGAGAAGUGCAUAACAUUUCGGAAUCUUUUUCUCAAACAGUUGUCACUGCCUGCAGAGCUGGUCGACUUUACAUUCUGCCGGGAAAAACUUUUGAAGGGUGUAGCCGAUGAGAUCACUGUUUUGGGACAUCUUUCACGACUCGUGGAAGAGAUCAAAUCGUUAAAGGUAUCUUCUUCAAUCAGGUUUUAAUUAAGAUAUUUUUCAGUCAUGAAAAUUUACAUGUGAAGACAAGUGGCAUUUUUGUUGGCAAUUUUAAAGUCUUCUUGUCGUGAUUGUUCAACUAAGUCUUCAACUGAUUUUGCCCACUAUUACCUCUGACUAUUUAGUACCUUGUGGUGAAACACAUCUCACCAAUUCUAGUGCAAAAUCUUUUAUUCCAAACCCCCCAAUACCUCCUUUCAGCAAGUGUCAUGUCACCUUUCCAUAUUUUUACUUUCACUUCAAGGAAACAGCUUGCAGUUCCAAUUUUAAGGAAGCUCAAAUUCCUGUUGAUUUCUCAGUACCAACCUAGCAGGUGUUGACAGGGGUUGAGCACAAAUUAAGAGAAAAAGGGAGAUGGCUGCACUGGCAUUCCUCUCCCAUCUCUCUUACUGCACCUGCCAGGCUAUUGUAUUUCUUCUUGUAAUGUACCAUCCAUGAAGUUAUUGGUAUCCCAAAUUAUGUGUUUCCUCCACCCUUUUUUGUGUCUUUUAUACCCCCAGGAAGAAGUGAUAUAAAUAAAAUUGGUCUUAUGGCAUAUUUCUUGGUUCACUAAUUAAUGUUUGUUUUUUCAUAGAGCCAUUGUGACAAAAAUGAAGGAACUGACCCAGUUGGAAUGAGUCCCAAGGCUAAGAAAAUGAAGAUAGAGGAUGAUCACGAAGAUAAAACUGGUACUCUUAUCAUUGAGUUAAGAGCAAUUUUGAGAGGAUAAAACAACUCUGAUUCAAAGAUCUUCUUAUAAAGGAACAAUUUAUACCUUAUACAUGGGUGUAAGACUUAACAGAAGGGAGCUGAAUGGUCACAUGGAGGACUGGCUGUUUCAAUACAAAGUCCUUCUGAUACAAGUCAAUUUGAUACAUGUACAAAGUUGUUUCAAUACAACUUAAAUCACUUCAAUACCAACCAAUACAUGCUGCGGCAAAUUUUAUUAUACAAUAUGAAGUGUUUCAGUUUCAUGACUAUACUCACUUGGACAAUCAGACUACACUAUAUCACAUGUUACCCUGGGGUUAAACCAUUGAAUCUCAGUUUCAUUUGGAAUGGACUAAAUUUUUUUUUGUCGUUGAUGUUUAUCAUUUAAACAUUUUUUCAUUGUUAUUUUUAGUGUCUGACAACAUCGAAGAAUUAGACACAUCACUGAUUCAAGUUAAUGCUUCAAAGGCUGAGGUAAAUUCAAAGGAACACUAAAAUCUUUACAUAAAAAAAAUUAAACAGUUGCCAUUUUACUAUUUUAUUACACUUCAUGUAAACAUUAGUUUAUCUAAUAUUUUAAUGUUUCAUGGAAAUUUUCCAACUUAGAUUGAUAGGAGAAUUUCAGCUUUCAUGCAAAGGAAACGUUUGGAGGUGGAUUUGCUUAACAAGAGGGAGUUUUGUAGCAUCAUUGAUACAGAAAAUAACAAUGGUUGGUGAGAAGUAAUUUUUUAAUGAGUUUUAAAAUAUCUUCAAUUAUUUUUGAUUUUCCUAUUUUUUAAUAACAUUUGCUUUCACUUUAUUUUAAUGUAUUUUGACUGUGUAUCACACUUAAAUGACAAUUCCUUUUUUCUUUUCUUUUUUUUUAAUGUCUACAGAAUUUAGCUGUGCACGAGUUGAUGCAGUGUUUGUGCACAGACAUGGACAAAAAAGCCACAUUAAAGGUAUGAACCGAUCAAGAUUAUUCUCCCAAAACUAGAGCUCCAGAAACAUGUCUUCAGAAGGGUUUGAGUCUCUUUUUAAAGAAAAUGUUGUGCUGAUUGAUUACGAAUUUGUAUCUACUCUUCUCAUUAAUGUAUUUCUAUGCUUAUUUUAGAAAAUUUUACCAGAUCAGUCAACUUUUAAUGAUGAUUUUUAAAAGGUGAGGAUUUCUGAAUAAGGUCCACCUUGCAAUGGGGAUUGCAUCUAAAAAAAAAAUUGUACCAAAAAUUAACUGAUUGAACAUAGUAUUUAUCGACCGUAUGGGAAGUGCAUAAUUUCAGCAAUCCUCUUUCUCUAAUUGUCCCCAUGACUUUACAUCCACUAUCCCAGCCCUGCCUCUUAGCUUCCAGAAAGCCACCAGUUUUUUCCCUUGGUGACAAGGUCUCUUUAACAGUGACACAGGUUGAAAACACAAGUAGCGCAAGUGAGGCACAAGCACUUGGACCUGAGUUCUCAAAGCAAAGAACCCCAGUAGCUUCUCAAAUUGGCAUGGGAGUUAGUUCUUGCCACAGCACAGAGGAGCGCAUCAGAAACAUAGAGAUCCACCUCGGAUACAGACCAGGUUAGGCUUUCCUCAGGUGUCAACUUAACCCUCUAAGUACUAAAAGUAAUCAGCAUCUAAUUUAUUGGUAAAAUAGUAACACUGAAUCACUUAUUAGGAUCAUAUGAAUAAAGGAAAUGAUCUCUAAUUUAAGAAGCUUUGAUUGUUACACACAUUCUCAUUGUCAGAACCUAACUAAAUUUAUGGAUGAGAGUAUGGAGAAUGUGGAUACUGAUUUGACCCUUUAACUCUCAUGAGUGACCAAGACUGAAUCUCUCCUCACAAUAUCAAUACAAUUUCAACUACUUAAGUAAUGGGAAUAAAGAAAAAUAUCAAGUUGGGGAUAAUUAGUUGAUCCAAUUCUAAAUUCUCUGAAUUAACAUCAUAAGAAUUGUAUAGUUGAUCCAAUACUAAAUUCUUGGAACUAACAUCAUAAGAAUUGAAUGGUUGACAGUAAAGAGAAUUCAAAAUGUGAUCUGGGAUUUAAAAGGUUAAGGGUGUAACAGGUGUUUGCAACAGUUGGUACAACACUAGUUGGAAUUUGGUUGGUAACACAACAAAGUUUAACUCUUAACUCCCAUGGGUGACCAAGACAGAAUUUUUUUAGAUGAUCCAAUAACAAAUUCUCCAAAUUAACAUCACAUGAACUGCAUAGGAGAUAAUUAGGAGAAUCACUAAUGAGAUCUUGGGAGUUAAAGGGUUAAAGUAAUCCUGAACAGCUUGUCUUGGAACACGGCAAAGUUUUGAACACAUGCAGAUGAAAACAGGAAUCUCACAUUCACAGAAUCACUCCAUCUGCCCACUUUAUUUGUUUAAUAAUUGAUUACUGGGAAACAUUGAUCACGUCGACUUAAAUCAUUUUAACAUGACUUGGUCAACAUUGUACCUCAGUUCGUCUGACAACAUCUGAAUAUCAAAUUUAUUAGAGUCUGACUAGUACAACAAUUGCAUGUAUCCUAACUUUGAUUGAAACACAAUAUGAAACUGCAGUUCACUUCCGUCUGGAAAAUAAAAACAAGUAAAGCUAUGGGUCUUCACAAAGACAAAGACAGGCUGUGAAAUCAAUCAGCUAAGAUUUGGCAUCUGAACUAGCACGUAUAUGAAAAAAAAUUUAAUGGAGAAAUGAGAUAACAGGUCAAAUUCUUAUAAAAACCGACUAUGAUUUAAGUUUAUCGUGUUAAUUGAACGUAAAAAUUGAUAAAAAUGUCAACUUUUUUGCGCCUUUGUUGAGGGCAACUCGAUCAAGUCUCGUGCUACUAUCGAUAACAAUUCCAAUCCUCCAAUCACGCUAACACAAUUCUAUUGAAUCGUUCUGGGUUUUCUGGACUUUGAGGCCCACGUAAUUCAAACAGAUUUCGUAAAUUACUUGCUGCUCGUGUACUUAGUUACGGCUUUGGUUCCUUCACUGACGGCGUGUUUAGCCAGUUCACCGGGAAGAAGCAGCCUGAUUGCGGUCUGAAUUUCGCGAGAGCUGAUGGUCGAUUUCUUGUUAUAGUGGGCCAGUCUUGAAGCUUCUGUGGCGAUCCGUUCAAAAAUAUCGUUCACGAAAGAGUUCAUGAUGCCCAUUGCUUUGCUAGAGAUUCCCGUGUCUGGGUGAACUUGCUUGAGGACUUUGUAAAUGUAAAUGGCAUAGCUUUCCUUCCGCUUCCGAGUUCUUUUACCUUUUCCUCCUUCGGCGGCGCUCUUUGCCUUACCAGCUCGCUUUUCGCCCUUCUUGCCGGCUACCUUUGGUGCCAUUUUGAGAGAUCUUGAUUGAGGUUUGCUUAGAUGACCUUUUUAUUUAAACGAAAUAAUCGUCGGAUCAAUUAGUAUGCGGAUCGAAAAUCUCGAACAGUGAUUGGUACGCUUAAGAGGUAAUACUUUCAGUCUGAAUAUUUCAUAAACAUCCGAUACGAUUGUCAUGUGGUGUUCAAAAUGAUGUAUGCCGGUCGAAGACAUCAGCUUGCUGUAGCAGUUUCAGUUAUCUAUUCAUCGUUUUUUCCAAUGUGGAUCUAAUCAAAAGCAAAAUUAAGGCAUGCCAGUAGCUUUAAAAUAAGAAAGAUCGGCAAAGCUAGUUAAAGGGUUCGUCAGAUUAAGGCUACGGUUUCUCGCAUUUGACGUCGCGCUCAUUCGUCACAAUUUGUCGAAAGUUAGUUCAAUCCGAAAUCUGAUGAAUCUGGGAGUGGGGACAUAACAGGCAACAUAUUGAGUGUUAUGUACUGAUUACCAUUUCAUACAGGAAACCUUUAUUGGUUACGACUUUCGAGAGAUGUGGUGGCUCCUAGAGGAGCCUUUGAUAUAGAGAGGUUAAAUCUAACGUGUCUAGCCGCCGAAUCCGUACAGCGUACGGCCUUGUCUCUUCAGCGCAUACACAACAUCCAUGGCUGUGACCGUCUUCCUUUUGGCAUGUUCUGUAUAGGUAACAGCAUCACGAAUCACGUUCUCAAGGAAGACUUUAAGGACCCCGCGCGUUUCUUCGUAAAUCAAUCCAGAGAUGCGCUUAACCCCACCACGGCGAGCAAGACGGCGGAUAGCUGGCUUAGUGAUUCCUUGAAUAUUAUCACGCAAGAUUUUGCGAUGACGCUUAGCACCUCCUUUGCCGAGACCUUUUCCGCCUUUUCCGCGUCCGGACAUACUAACUCGUCUAGAUUGAAACACUCUAUAUUGUUCACAAGGUUAUCGUGGGAUGUAAGAAAAGAGCUAUGCUUUUAAUUUAUAACUUUGAUGCGGACCUCUCAGGGAAAUCACCAAAAUUUUGAUUGGUGUAAAUUUUUUCUGAAGUCUCCUUGAUUGACAAGAGUUCUAUGACGUGCUAUGGACAUGACGCAAUUAUAGAAUUAUUUGCGUAAAUUUUGAUCCGUUUUUUAUUGCAAGCUUCAGGUAGAAGCAAAAUAAUUGAUAUUUUCCCUUGGAAAAAUAUUUCCCAUAUUAAUAGAAAUCGUAGUCUGGGAAGUAAUUCCUUGAAAUUUCUCGUGAAUAUUACUCCAGUGAUAAUUGGCGAUUUUCCAGGAGCGUUUUUAAUAUACCAGGAGGUUUUUAGCAACUAUGUUGAUUUUGAGAGGCGUUCUUGAGUUAAGCUACAAAUAUUAUGUUAAAUAAUGUCUCAAUUACAAAACGAAAUUCUUAAAAAUAUACUUCGGAUGUUACUCAAUUUUUUUGUUUAUAUUUCAACAUUUCGAAGACCAAAAUACUAUACUCUUGUUUGUGUUCCUAUAUAGAGAGACCUGUACCACAAGACGUUUACGAGAGACUCUCCGAUCUUGAAAAAAGAAUACUGCACCUGGAAGGUCUCUCGCCGGAGUACUUCAGGAAGAACGUAAGUUAUCGGUGGGUUUCGGAGCAAGGGUUUUAGGUUAAACCUUCACCAGGAUCCAGAAAUGGGUCCAGUACUUCUCGACCAACUUAUGAUUCCUUUCCCUCUCCCCUUACAUUUCUUCCGCUCGUAAACAUUCGUACUCCUUUUCUCUUACUGUUACUUUGAUCAGACCACGUGACGGAAGGGAGGGAAAAGGAGAACUUAAAAGAAACUCGAACUUCUGGGUUUCGAUCCUUGAAACGGCAUAAGAAAUUUUCCUUAGUCUCACGCUCGUGACAAUACCCCCCAAAAAAUCAUCUUUCAUUGUUUCUCCAAGUUAUCUUACACUGUUGACUUCGAGCAUUAAAACUGGCGUUUUUCGGUUGUAACAUUUCAGCCUGACAAAGGGAGAGAUGGAAUCAUUUCUUCUGGGGGAGAAUUGUCCUUUGGUUCUACUCAGGUAACCUCAUUUUUACCUUUAACUGCCAAAUAAAGUAUAAGUAAUAACAUGAUUGCGAGAGCAGUUUGGUGUUAAUGAACAGGAGUCAAUUUUUCAAAGAUAACAAAAUUGCACUCGCCCUACGGUCGCGUGCAAUUUGUAGUCUUUGAAAAAUGUACAAGUGCUUAUUUACACCAAACUGCACGAUAUGGAAUGUAUUAUGCUGUUACUUGUUGGUAAUUUGCAUGAAAAACGCAUCACAGAAAGUCAAGACGGACGAAAUUUUGGCAGCGCGCGCUAUUUGUAAUUCGCACUCGUGUUACAACUUUGCAUUUGUGUUACAUGAAAAUGCACUCGUUUUCAGCCAAUCAGACGCGCGUAGUUUUUCAUGAAUGUUAUUUUUUAUGGUAAUAGGACCGAGUGAAGUCCAAUUCGGUCUGUAAUCAUAUGAGUGAUUAACAAAUUGGACGACCGCGAAGUGGGAGUCAAUUUGUCAAUCACGAGUAUGAUUAAAGACAGAAUUGGACGACAAGAAGUCCUGUUACCAAUUAAUCAGAACUGUUACAAUUUCCGAAAACGACAAAUACGUUUAAGUCAAAUAUCUCUGGUAGAGACAAUAUCUAAAAUAAAAAAUUUUCCAUUUUGGAAAUUCCUCAAUUUUUUUAGGAUAAGUGGUUGUUGCUAUGGUUAUUGUGAUUAAACCUGUGAUUGGUGGAUUUGGCUGAGUGGAAUUAGUAUGAUUGGCUACUUCAACUGUCCGAUUACAGGUGUCCGAUUACAGUCAACUGUUCGAUCACACUGUUCGAUUACAGCUCUACAGAAUGAUUAGUGAAAAAUAAAGCAGCUAAUGCACUAAUCAUGUUUGAGGAAAUUGUGAUGGUUAUGAUUAAAAAAACUAAUAGCUUCUACUCACUCGUGUAAAUUUCGCUACGCGCGUUCGUUUUCUUACACUCACUCAUUCCUCGCACAUCUAUCUAUCUAUCUAUCUAUCUAUCUAUAUAUAUAUAUAUAUAUAUAUAUAUAUAUAUAUAUUAUAUGAUAUAUAUUUGGCUUUAAUUUUCUUUCAAGAUCAUUAGUAAGUUCUUUUCAUUACCCACAGAACCUCACAUUAGACGAGAUUGACGAGAGAAUCAGAAGCUUGCGCCAUUCAUUGUCUAAGGGAAUUUCAAGCUGACUGAAGUUAAUGCCGGAUUUUGAUACAAAAAUAUCGCUGUAGAAUAACCAUUAGCUUGUACCAGGUGUUCAGUUGGAUCAAGAGUCGAUCAAGGGUACGCGAUUUAGGCGCGUGUGGGCAGAUGAACACAGCGAUCAAUCGUUGGGCAUGCGCGAGGGGAUCAAUUUUAGCCGCCUGCACGCCAAUUUUUCCGCGCAUCCUUUUAAAAGGAGCUAGGGAAAAGGAAAACUCGAGACUUUUCGAACACAAAAAUUAUUCAAGUACUGGUAUCCUGUUGAUUCACCAAAAGUUGUACGUCUCCAAAACACCGUGACUAGCUUGAGUGGUUGUUUGUUACUCGUGUGACACAUCUGACAGCCUGAAAGCACCACCACCCACCACCAGUACGACGUUUGCACAUGCGCAAACGUUUGACCGCUGUGUUGGACAGAUGGCACAGAGAAAAUUAAGGACGAUAAUUAGGCUGUUUCAUUUACAACGACUGGAAAGAGCUAAAGAUGAAGUUAAUUGCCCGUUUCAAAUCUUGUUUAUAACCGAAUUGCUAAGUGAGCGGUUGAAGUCUGUCCACCCUCACAUAAGAGGACGGUAUGAAAUCUUACUAUCCGAGAAUUUUCUCCUCACAAUAAACAUGUGAUGUAAAGAGAAGCAAUCGGCCAAAAAUAUGGGAAAUUGUUACUAUUAUUAGAGUGGUUGAUUUUUUAAAACCGACCACUUAAAAGGCUUUUCUUUCAUUUUAACGCUUUUAACAGCAUUAGCCAACCGAAACAUUAAAGAAGAACACCGGUCAUUUGAUAAUGUCCGAAAAGUUUUUCCGAAGUUCUCGGAACUUCAGAUGAUAUAACGUAGCCAUUACAUGAUUUUUAAAUCUUAGAAGAUUACAAUGGGCGGCUGUAACAUACCGAAGAGUUUGGUUUGUCAUAACCCUAGCCUCUGCAAUUUAUCAUAACCUGUUUAAUGCAGAUACGUACUAGGGUCAAGUUGAAGUCUCAGCAGAGCUCUUGUGGAAGCAAAAAAAGUUUCAGACCUGCCUUGGUUUCUAUCUUAACAAUGCUCCUUGUCGUUUUUCAGAUGAGUCCUUAGAAGAGAAUCAAAACAAUACAAUAACUUUGAGGCGAUUUAUUUACAAAUAUCAGAUAAAUGCUAUUGAAGUUUCUAAGACGCAUUGGGCACUUAAAUACGAGUAUUCUCUGAAUUUUUUUCUGUGAGGAUUUUAGUUUUGAAAUAUUAAAAAAAAGACUCUCCAGUUGGUUUAUUGAACACGUUGAAGCAGGUCCUUGCUAAAAGCAAUUACAUUCGCCCUUUGUUCGCUAUGCUCGUCUCAAACACCUCUAAGCUUUUAUUUUCCAAACUGUAUACCAUUAGGUUCCCAUACAGCAUUUCUCUGUGGACAGGCUCUUCGUCAUUUACAAAGUACGCUUCUAUAAUUUAGUUAUCGUGUGAUCUUAGCGUUCGAGUGAUCAUGAGAGUGGUCCUGAAAUGGACUUUUGUCGGUGGCAGUGACUCAGGGAACACUUAAUUUUAUUGUAACUAUGUACAAGAUAAAAAUGUUUUAGCUCAUUUCAUUUUGUAUACAGGCUUUUAGAAGCAUGAACAUC